Messenger RNA from Cyprinodon variegatus (sheepshead minnow), 2163 nucleotides. RefSeq names its product centrosomal protein of 57 kDa-like (gene cep57). Lineage: Eukaryota; Metazoa; Chordata; Actinopteri; Cyprinodontiformes; Cyprinodontidae. Gene Ontology annotation, cellular component: centrosome. The transcript has 11 exons. Bases 148 to 1620 code for a protein of 490 amino acids. Gene Ontology annotation, molecular function: microtubule binding; identical protein binding; gamma-tubulin binding. The record is from RefSeq and is a predicted model, not a curated record.
UUUACACAGGGAGGCUGAGCAAGCAGCAGAGCUUCGCUAGCUUCUCCUAAUUUAAAAAAGGCGUUGUUAGAACAACCUUUAAACUAUUUUAAUAUUUUAAACGCUUAUCUUCCUUGGGAAGAGGCAGACUGUAUCGGCUGUGUAUUAAUGGAGGUACCUUCGAAAAAACCUGCAGCAGAUUCCACUCGACAAAAGGCAUCACUUCCAGCUAAAGGGUCAAGUAGGAUAGUGUCUGACACUUUGUCCCUUCCAUCAUAUAAAGCCUACCCUGCUUAUAGACCCCUAAUCAACACUCUUGUGCAUCACACGCCCCAAAUACGCUCUGAGUUCUCAUAUCAUCCACCUUUACCCACCAAAGCCUUUCCAGAGAGUAGAAGUGAAGCAAUCUUAUCCGCCUUGAGGAAUCUUCAAGAGAAGAUUAGGAGGCUGGAGCUUGAAAAAGAGCAAGUACACCUCAGCCUCAGCACUUUAGGGAAGGAUGAGCGGCGAACAGAUCAGCAGAGUAACCGUACUGCACACAGACUCCUAAAUGAUAAGGACACAGAACCGAAAGCAAGGGACCAAUUGAACUGCAACCAAGUUUUGAUAACCCACCUUGCUGCUGCAGAGGCUCGUUGUGAGAAGCUGGAGAGACAAUUGGAGCAGAUGAGGAGGAUGUUGCGCAGCACCAGGACAGAAAAGAGGAGUUUUUUUAAUCAGCAGACUUUUAUGGAGAGAGUCGGUGCAAGUAGUCAGCAGCCUGAUGAAGAGUCAGAGCAUGCACAAAUGGAAAAGCUGGAAAAACUUGAGCAGGAAUAUCUCAGACUGACCAGCACACAGAAAAAUGCAGAGAUGAAGAUCUGUGAGUUGGAGAGAAAGCUGUUAGAGGAGGAACAUCAAAGGAGGCUCAUUCAGGAAAAGGCCAACCAGCUACAGACAGGUUUGGAGGCCAACAGGAUCCUGUUGCAGUCAGUUUCCCCACAUCAGUCUGUCAGACAAUCCAAAGAGAAGAAGUCCAGCUCAAAGAGGUCUUCUAGAAAAUACACAGAACCUCACUAUCGACUGAGCCUAAAAGAUGUACCAUUUGUCACUGGAACGUCAGUGGACCGCAGCCACUCUGUCAGAGCCAACGUUCAGGCAGUAUUGUCCCUUCUAAAACGACAUCAGCCUCAUCUCUGCAACAGACAUGUCCUGUCUCUCGAUGCAAAUCGCUCUGAAACAAGCAUCCAUUCAGAAAGUUCAUCUACCUCAUCAUCCACUGGUGGAGAGGAGCUAUCUGAGCUGCUACAAGCCCUACAGGAGGAGCUGCGCUUCAUGAGUUUGCAGCAGGCUGAGUUGAUGAGGCAGGCGGAGGAGAGCAUCUCUGAAGAGGAAAGAAAAAAGCUUCAAAGGGAGCAGGAGAGGCUUUUGUUGAGAAUGGAGAGGAAAGGAGAGCAGAUCAGUAAGCUCUGUAACUGUAAAUCACAGAUUACAAAGUUAAGAAAGGAGGUUAAAUCUAGAAAAAGCAGUCGAACAGAAGAAAGACCUGUCACCAGGGGGCGCCCUGCAACAUCAACUAAAGCUCAGCCAGGAGAGAGAAGCAAAAAAAACCUGAGGCUGCUGAAGGACAUGAAAGCUCUGCAGGCCUCUUUACGGACCUAAAUCUCACCUCUUACCCUACCUCAUAAUACUGCUUUAUUAUUAAACAGUGCACACACAGCCAUUGCUUUCCAUUUUGUUUAUGGUUGGUGCCUUUAAUUGUUACAUAGCUCUUAGUCAAAAAUGAAACUAGACAGUUCCGGAACAGAAUCGUCUAACAGGGAAAAUUGGAGGCUUUCAUGUAGCCCUUAGAUCAAUUUUUGAUGUGGCUGCCAUUGAUGCACUGUAAAACAGUUAAUGGUAUUAACAGUUUACUGGCUGUUCUGUUGGGUCUUAUCUCAUUUAUCAGUGACAAACAAAGUACUAUUUAACCAGUAUAUUAUACAUGUUGCUUUGGUGUUUAAACGCUUAAAAGUGAGACAUUUUUAAAUUUAGACAAAUGGCUGUUUGCAACACAUUCCCCUGGAUUUCUAAACAGAACGGAGUUUACUUGGGUUUAACAUCAGUACCAAACAUAAGCUCUGAUUUAGCACACCAUAUACCAUUGUCACAUGAUUCAUUUUGGUUACUGAUAAAUAUGCUUUUAAACUGCAUGCUGUAUUUUUU